Aegilops tauschii subsp. strangulata is the source of this 903-nucleotide messenger RNA. Lineage: Eukaryota; Viridiplantae; Streptophyta; Magnoliopsida; Poales; Poaceae. The record is from RefSeq and is a predicted model, not a curated record.
AUGUCUGAUCAGAGUGAUAGCCAAAACAAGUCAGAAGAGCAGGUGAACAUGAGUGAGGGCACUAGUCCCUCUAGCAGCUAUGAUGAGGGUAGCAGGAGCACCCCAAGCAACUUGCCCAAAGCAGCUACAAGGACAAGGAGGAAGAGAAACUCUGACUCAGAAGAUGAGGAUUAUGUUGCUGCUGAGGAAGAAGUCGACUCCAAGAAGAAGGUGCUGAAAAAGGAAUAUGCUGCUACUGCUGCUGCAACUAAGCCAGGACUACACAAGAAGGAACCUGCCAAGAGAGUGCCCAUGUCUAAGGCCAGAGCCUCCACCCUUGGUACUUCCAAAUCAACUGGUGGAGAGGCUGCUGGUGAGGGCAAGAAGAAGCGGGGAAGGAAGAGAGGAAGAUGGUGCAAGAAAGUAGAUCCCAUGGCAGAAUUUGAGAGACACUCAUAUGAUGAAGAUGAAGAAGAAGAGGAAGAGGAUGUUGCACCAGAAUCAAAGUCUCAAAAGCUGAUGGGGGAUGCCAUCAAGUCUGGGGCUACCCCUUAUAAGCCCAAGACAGCCCCCAAAGCUUCUGCUCCAGCUCAAAAGACUGCACCAAAGAGGAGCACAAGAAAUAUUCCAGCUGCUGAGAAGAACAAGGCCCGAGUGCCUGAAACUGAGAUUGAUGAAGAAGAUGCUGAAGCCCAAGUGCUUAGAAAACUCAAACCCAAGAUUCCAGACUAUGAUGACAAUCAUCCAGUGGCAGAAAACAUGAAGAUCAGAAAAGAUGCAGGUCUCAGAUUAUGGAGACAAUCUGAUCCAUAUGAUGUGAGGAGAAGGACUGCUGUGGAUUACAGGUUUCACACCAAAGAGCAGCAGGAUUUCUAUGAGACCAUCUUGCUUGAUAAGAAGCCAAUUGUUUGUGAUAUGAAGUGA